AUGGCUGGCCUUCAUGUCGAUGAUGUUAGACCUAUAUAUAACACUGAAUUGAAACAUCCUCAAAGAAAUGAAUUUGAAGAAGAUUUUAGAAAAUCAGAUAUAACACUUAGUGACAUGGUCACAAAAGCAUUGCCACCCAACUAUGACUUUGAAAUACCCAAAACAAUCAAACGACUAAUGGAGCAUAAUGCCAAAGUUGUGGCUUUGCAAAUGCCAGAAGGAUUACUUCAAUGGGCUUGCGAAAUAGCCUCAAUUCUCAAGUUUUAUGCCCAUUUGAAUGAAGUUCUAGUGAUGUCUGACGUGACUUACGGAGCCUGUUGUAUUGAUGACCUUUCGGCUGUAUCCGUUGGCUGCGAUUUUAUCGUACACUAUGGACACUCAUGUCUAAUACCAGUUUAUAAGAUUGAUAUACCGGUUUUGUACGUUUUUGUGGAAAUUUCAUUUAAUCACCAACACCUAAUAGACACACUAGUGACUAAUUUUAAUACUACAGAUAAGUUGUGUCUAAUGGGCACGAUACAAUAUAUCACUAAUGCACACAAGUUGGCUUCUGAUGAUAAAAUUAAAAACUAUUUCAAAAAUGAAAUAGUUUUCCCCAAAACAAAACCGCUGAUGCCUGCUGAAGUACUGGGAUGUACUAGCCCCAAAUUAGAUAUUUGUAAAGACAAUAAAGAUGAUUUAAAAGUGAUAUUUAUUGCAGAUGGACGGUUUCACUUGGAAAGCGCAAUGAUACACAAUCCUGAGUUGCAAUUUUUCCGAUAUGACCCAUUUGUCAAAACAAUUAUGCAUGAAAAAUACGAUUUCACAAAAUUACAUAAGACAAGACUUGAAGCAAUUGAAUUGGCAAGAUCCAGCAAUUUAAUAUGUAUAGUACUCAGUACAUUGGGCCGCCAAGGAAACAUCAAUGUAUAUAACCAAAUUGAGCAGUUAUUAGUUGCUCAGGGUAAAAAAGUUGUAAAAAUGCUAUUGUCAGAAAUAUCACCCAACAAAUUAUCUCAAUUAAAAGAUGUUGAUGCAUUUAUUCAAGUUGGCUGCCCUAGAUUAUCAAUUGAUUGGGGUACUGGAUUUACCAAACCCCUACUAAAUCCAUAUGAAGCGUAUGUAGCCUUUGGUAAUGUUGAGUACAGGGCAAUUUAUCCUAUGGAUUACUACUCAGCCUCGGGGGGUGACUGGACCAAUCAAGCGGCCAAUUGCAAAUGUGGAGACAAUUGCACAAAUCUUGAAGAAAUAAGGAAUAGACUGAAGGAAAGGAGAAAAUCAUUACAAAUUAAGUUAGAAUGUUAA
This is a messenger RNA of Babesia microti strain RI, 1284 nucleotides long. Its product is annotated as diphthamide biosynthesis enzyme Dph1/Dph2 domain. The transcript has 3 exons. Gene Ontology annotation, biological process: protein histidyl modification to diphthamide. The record is from RefSeq and is a predicted model, not a curated record. Lineage: Eukaryota; Apicomplexa; Aconoidasida; Piroplasmida; Babesiidae. The coding region runs from base 1 to 1284 and encodes 427 amino acids. Gene Ontology annotation, molecular function: 2-(3-amino-3-carboxypropyl)histidine synthase activity.